AUGUCUACAGUCUCGCAAGCAGCGUUGCAAAGCCUCGAUGAGUCUUCCAGAAAAGAUAUCCUCCAAUUUAUAGAGUCGGAAAACUCCAAGUCUAAGGUGCAAAUGUCCAUCCACAACUUCACCGACAUGUGCUUCAAAAAGUGCAACACCAACAAGCCCAUCACCACUGGCACCUUGGACUCCAGCGAGGAACUGUGCUUGACCAAUUGUUUGAACAGAUUCUUGGACACCAACAUCAAGGUGGUCCAGGCAUUGCAAGGGGCCCAAAAGUAA
This is a messenger RNA of Suhomyces tanzawaensis NRRL Y-17324, 273 nucleotides long. RefSeq names its product protein transporter (gene TIM8). The transcript has a single exon. Bases 1 to 273 code for a protein of 90 amino acids. The record is from RefSeq and is a predicted model, not a curated record. NCBI's taxonomy places the organism in Eukaryota, Fungi, Ascomycota, Pichiomycetes, Serinales, Debaryomycetaceae.